Molecule: messenger RNA, 615 nt
Organism: Papaver somniferum (opium poppy)
Lineage: Eukaryota; Viridiplantae; Streptophyta; Magnoliopsida; Ranunculales; Papaveraceae
Product: pectinesterase inhibitor-like
Exons: 1
Coding region: 1-615 (204 amino acids)
Biological process (GO): negative regulation of catalytic activity
Molecular function (GO): pectinesterase inhibitor activity
Source: RefSeq, a predicted model, not a curated record
AUGGAGUCACAAUUGCCGCCCAAAAACGAAAAAGAAACAGACAUGGCAGUUCUCUUUACAUUCCCUAAGUUCUCCGCCUCUUCUUCCUUUGUUUUGGCGGUGUUAUUGUUUUGCAUCAGUAGUGCUACAAUUACUGAAGGAAAACUCAACAUCGGCAAGAAACUCACCAGAGGCCUUGUUGCUGAAGUCUGCAUACAAACCCGAAAUCCUAACUUCUGCUUAGACAUGCUUGAAAACGAUCCUCGUACUGAAUAUUUUGAUCUUUUUGGUCUUGCUAGCAUCGCGCUUAACCAUGCAUUCGUUAGUGCUACUGAUGCCCAAACCUAUAACAGGAAUUUGUUUGACAGUGCUCCUCCUGAACUAAAGCGUCGUUACCAAAUGUGUGAUCUUCUUUAUCAAGUUAUUCUUGACGAUCUUAGGUUUGCUGGAGAAGAGCUUGAUGACGGAAAAUAUGGAACAGCAAAAGGACAUGCAAAUGAUAUUGGGGUACGAGUUGAUCAUUGCGAAAACGUCUUCACAGAUGAGCCAAAAAUGCAGUCACCAUUGGCAGAAAAGAACCAAAACUUGGGUGAUAUUACUGACAUCUUAGUCUGCGCGAUAAACCGUAUUCUUUGA